AACAUUAUCUCCUUGUAAUAUAGCUCACCUCCAGUAAAGAGGUAGUUGUUAAAACCAGCAGCGCAAAAAUGGCGAAUUUAGGCGGGAAAAUGGCCGGCCAGGUUAUCAAAUUCGGCGGCAACGGUUUCGGCCAGAUUUUGACAGCUGCUGCCGUGGCUCUCCUUCUCCGCCUUUUCUCCGGUCCAGGUCCUGCUCUUUCACCCGGGGACGAUGAAAAGAACAGCGGCUUCGACGGAGAAGACGAACAACAAACUCCGAUGACCGAUAAAAUUGUUCCGGUUGCAAUCCGAUGGAGCAACAUUACUUGUUGUCUAUCCAAUAAAUCAGACAGCCAAAUUAGGUUUUUGCUAAAAAAUGUGAGUGGAGAAGCGAAACCAGGAAGAUUAGUGGCGAUAAUGGGACCAUCAGGAUCAGGCAAAACGACGUUGCUUAAUGUAUUAGCUGGUCAAUUAACGGCAUCAACUAAAUUACACUUAUCAGGUCGUUUAGAGAUCAAUGGAAAACCUAGUUCACGUCAAUCUCUCAAGUUUGCUUUUGUGAGACAGGAAGAUCUUUUUUUCUCGCAGUUGACUGUGAGAGAGACGCUUUCGCUUGCUGCUGAACUUCAGCUUCCUGAGAUAAGUUCGGUGGAAGAGAGAGAUAAGUAUGUCGAUAAUUUGCUGUUCAAGUUAGGGUUGGUGAGUUGUGCUGAUUCUAAUGUUGGCGAUGCAAAAGUUCGCGGGAUAAGUGGUGGUGAAAAGAAGCGUUUAUCGUUAGCUUGUGAACUUAUUGCUAGUCCUUCUGUUGUAUUUGCUGAUGAGCCUACAACAGGGCUUGAUGCUUUCCAGGCAGAGAGGGUAAUGGAAACUCUUCGACAGCUUGCCCAGGAUGGACAUACUGUAAUUUGCUCCAUUCACCAGCCUAGAGGUUCAGUGUACAAUAAAUUUGACGACAUUGUUCUGCUAACAGAAGGUUCACUUGUUUAUAGUGGUCCUGCACAUGAAGAACUACUGGCAUACUUCUCAAAAUUUGGAUACCAGUGCCCGGCUCAUGUAAAUCCUGCAGAGUUUGUGGCUGAUCUCAUAUCCAUUGAUUACAGCUCUGCUGAAAGUGUGUAUUCCUCUCAGAAAAGGGUAGGUGGCCUUGUUGAGUCAUUCUCAGAACAGUCCUCCACAGUGCUACUUGCAACACCCCUUACCAAAACGGAGAGCUCCAAGAAUGGCGUGAAGACGAGCAAGAAAAUUGUAACAAAGAGGAAAAAAUGUUGGUGGAAGCAAUUCCGUUUACUUCUUAAACGUGCAUGGAUGCAAGCGUCACGUGAUGGACCGACAAACAAAGUUCGGACAAGAAUGUCAAUUGCAUCAGCUAUAAUAUUUGGCUCAGUUUUCUGGAGAAUGGGAAGAUCUCAAACUUCAAUACAAGACAGGAUGGGAUUGCUCCAGGUUGCAGCAAUAAACACAGCAAUGGCUGCUCUCACCAAAACUGCAGGUGUUUUCCCCAAGGAGCGUGCAAUUGUAGAUAGAGAGCGGGCAAAGGGCUCUUAUGCAUUAGGACCAUAUCUUCUCUCUAAAUUGAUAGCUGAGGUUCCUGUUGGAGCAGCAUUUCCGCUUAUUUUCGGGGCUGUACUGUAUCCAAUGGCACGUCUUCAUCCUACUUUGUCCAGGUUUGGCAAGUUCUGUGGUAUCGUUACGGCAGAAUCAUUUGCUGCAUCGGCAAUGGGUCUAACUGUAGGAGCUAUGGUUCCGACCACUGAAGCAGCAAUGGCAGUAGGACCAUCACUAAUGACAGUGUUCAUUGUAUUCGGAGGGUAUUAUGUCAACUCGGAUAAUACACCAAUCAUCUUCAGAUGGAUACCUAAUGUUUCCCUGAUAAGAUGGGCCUUUCAAGGGCUUUGCAUCAAUGAGUUCAGAGGGCUUAAGUUUGACCAUCAAAAUUCAUUUGAUAUUGAAACUGGCGAACAGGCACUGGAACGCCUCUCCUUCGGAGGAAGCCAAAUUAGUGAUACAGUGGCAGCUCAAAGUAGAAUAUUAGUGUUUUGGUAUUGCACCACUUACCUUCUCCUUGAGAAAAACAAGCCGAAGUACCAACGCCUUGAGCCACUACCUCUUGAACAGAUACAACCACAAUCACAGCUCGAGCUUGAGCCUUUGGACCCUGACCAAGUCAAACAACUCGAACUUGAUCCUUAUCCUUUGAAACAAGAUACAUCGGACCAGCAGCCUGCUCUUGAUCAAAUCCGACCAUUUAUCUUAGAAGGUGAAAAGUAAAGGGAAAUUUUUGGUGUUUGCAAUAAAAGGAGGGUCUCAUAGUCAUGCCUAUCUUUGAGCUCAUGAGCGGCUCUUAUAGAACUUGUCGAUCCUCAUGUAGAAUGUUUGCUAUUGUCUUGUCAUUGUGUCUUCGGAUAUAACUGAAUCGAAAAUUAUUACCUAUGCCGGAUUCAUAGAAGAUAUAUCGAUCCUACCGAUUAAAUGUUAGAGAAUGAGAAAUUAGACUCCAUAAAUUGAACCCAUAACCCUAGCAGAAUGAUUUCCAACUCUUAUAUCUUUUGAGCUAUAUUAUAAGUCUAGUUUAUGAAA
This is a messenger RNA of Mercurialis annua (annual mercury), 2555 nucleotides long. RefSeq names its product ABC transporter G family member 7. The coding region runs from base 69 to 2246 and encodes 725 amino acids. Gene Ontology annotation, molecular function: ATP hydrolysis activity; ABC-type transporter activity; ATP binding. Gene Ontology annotation, cellular component: membrane. The transcript has 12 exons. Lineage: Eukaryota; Viridiplantae; Streptophyta; Magnoliopsida; Malpighiales; Euphorbiaceae. The record is from RefSeq and is a predicted model, not a curated record.